Molecule: messenger RNA, 3717 nt
Organism: Diospyros lotus (date-plum)
Lineage: Eukaryota; Viridiplantae; Streptophyta; Magnoliopsida; Ericales; Ebenaceae
Product: ribonuclease TUDOR 1-like
Exons: 17
Coding region: 252-3221 (989 amino acids)
Biological process (GO): regulatory ncRNA-mediated gene silencing; mRNA catabolic process
Cellular component (GO): RISC complex; nucleus; cytosol
Molecular function (GO): nuclease activity; RNA binding
Source: RefSeq, a predicted model, not a curated record
CUUCUCUCUGAUCCGCCGUCCGACCGCCCUGGGCCGAAGGUCUCGGUACUCUUCUCUCUCGCUCCCUCUCUCUCCAAGUUGAUAUCAGCAGUGCAAUUUUGAUCUUCAAUUCGCCUUUCUGUUUAUAGUUUCGGUUGACUUCUCGAAUCGUGAUCGGAUCGGUGUGUUUUUUCUCUAUCCUCGCAUUCGGCUCCGAUCGAUCAAGGGCCGCCGGCUUUUUACGCUGAUAAUCCAGAUCUAUAGCUGUUGAGAUGGCAUCAACAGCAGGAGCCACAGGAUGGUUGAGAGGAAGAGUGAAAGCUGUUCCUUCUGGGGAUAGUUUGGUGAUAAUUGGGAGCACCAAGGCAGAGAUUCCCCCUGAGAAGACCAUUACUUUGUCAUCCCUCAUGGCCCCAAGAUUGGCCCGUAGAGGCGGUGUUGAUGAGCCAUUUGCAUGGGAAAGCAGAGAAUAUUUGAGGAAUCAUUGUAUAGGAAAGGAUGUCACCUUUAGAGUGGACUAUACUGUGCCAUCCAUAGGGCGAGAAUUUGGCUCUGUCUUCCUUGGUGAUAAGAACGUUGCUGUGAUGGUUGUCUCUGAAGGCUGGGCAAAGGUGAGGGAGCAGGGUCAACAGAAAGGAGAUGCCAGUCCUUUCUUAGCAGAGCUGCUGCGCCUUGAAGAGCAAGCCAAGCAGCAAGGGUUAGGACGAUGGAACAGAACACCAGGUGCUUCGGAGGCAUCCAUCAGGAACUUGCCUCCCUCUGCCGUUGGUGAUGCCAAUAACUUGGAUGCAAUGGGCCUCUUAGCUUCCAACAAGGGUAGGCCCAUGCAGGCUAUUGUAGAGCAGGCUCGUGAUGGAAGCACUCUUCGUGUUUACUUGCUUCCAGAAUUUCAGUUUGUCCAAGUUUUUGUUGCUGGAAUCCAGGCGCCAUCAAUGGGAAGAAGGGCUGCUCCUGAAACUGUUGUUGGAACUGAAAUGAGCUCUGAUGAACCAACUGGGGAGGGUUCUGCUGACCCUAAUGUCCCCUUAACAUCAGCACAAAGGCUUGCAGCCUCAUCGGUUUCAUCCGUUGAAGUUGCUCCCGAUCCUUUUGGUAGGGAAGCCAAGCAUUUUACAGAGAUCCGUGUAUUGAAUAGAGAUGUCCGCAUUGUACUGGAGGGUGUUGACAAAUUCAGCAACUUGAUUGGGUCAGUGUAUUAUCCUGAUGGUGAAUCAGCAAAGGAUCUAGCACUGGAGCUCGUUGAAAAUGGUUUAGCUAAAUAUGUUGAGUGGAGUGCAAGCUUGAUGGAGGAUGAUGCCAAGCGGCGGCUUAAAUCUGCAGAACUUCAGGCAAAAAAGACCAGGUUGAGAAUUUGGACAAACUAUGUUCCUCCUGCGACAAAUUCUAAGGCAAUUCAUGACCAGAAUUUCACAGGAAAGGUCAUUGAAGUAGUAAGUGGAGAUUGCAUCGUUGUAGCUGAUGAUUCUGUUCCACAUAACAGUCCGUUAGCAGAGCGUAGAGUCAAUCUCUCUAGUAUCAGGUGUCCCAGAAUGGGAAACCCUCGGAAAGAUGAGAAACCUGCUCCUUAUGCCCGUGAAGCGAAAGAAUUACUACGACAACGCCUAAUUGGCCGUCAAGUGAGCGUCUCUAUGGAAUAUUCCAGGAAGGUCGGCAUGGCAGAUGCACCCAGUGCCACAGCUAGUCCAGCAGAUUCGAAGGUUAUGGAUUUUGGAUCAGUUUUCCUGGUAUCUCCAGUUAAGGUUGAAGGUGAAGAUGCCUCGGCACAUUCUCUACCUACUGGAGGCAGCCAGCAGGCAGGUCUAAAUGUUGCAGAGUUGGUGGUUGCCCGUGGCUAUGCGACUGUAAUUAGACAUCGGGAUUUUGAGGAAAGAUCAAACUACUAUGAUGCCCUUCUUGCUGCUGAAUCUCGUGCCAUUUCUGGAAAGAAGGGCAUUCAUUCACCCAAAGAGUCCGCAGUAACACAUAUAGCUGAUUUGACUAUGGCUUCCGUCAAGAAAGGAAGAGAUUUCUUGCCAUUUCUGCAAAGGAAAAGGCUGCCUGCUGUUGUGGAAUAUGUCCUCAGUGGUCAUCGGUUUAAACUUUAUAUUCCGAAGGAGACAUGCAGCAUUGCCUUCUCGUUGUCUGGUGUUAGGUGCCCUGGACGUGAUGAGCCUUUUUCUGAGGAAGCAAUUGCAUUUAUGAGAAGAAAGAUAAUGCAGAGGGACGUUGAGAUUGAAGUGGAAACUGUUGAUAGAACUGGAACCUUCUUGGGUUCUUUAUGGGAGUCCAAGACUAAUAUAUCCACAGCACUUCUGGAAGCUGGCCUGGCAAAGCUUCAAACUUCCUUUGGUAUUGAUAGAAUACCGGAUGCACACCUCCUUAUGCAGGCUGAGCAGUCUGCUAAAAAGCAAAAGUUGAAAAUAUGGGAGAACUUUGUUGAAGGAGAGGAAGUAUCCAAUGAUUCAACUGCAGAAAAGAAACAGAAGGAAGAGCUGAAGGUUAUUGUUACCGAAGUCUUGGGUGGUGGCAAGUUUUAUGUCCAGUCAGUUGGAGAUCAGAAAGUAGCCUCUAUUCAGCAGCAGUUAGCUUCUUUAAGCCUUCAAGAAGCUCCUGUUAUCGGUGCCUUUAAUCCAAAGAAGGGUGAUAUUGUCCUUGCUCAGUUUAGUGCUGAUGAUUCAUGGAAUCGCGCAAUGAUUGUAAAUGCACCUCGGGGAGCUGUUCAAUCACUGAAGGACAAGUUUGAAGUGUUCUACAUCGAUUACGGAAACCAAGAGGUUGUUUCUUACAGUCAGCUGCGACCACUUGAUCCUUCAGUCUCCACUGCCCCUGGGCUUGCUCAGUUAUGCACCCUUGCAUACAUUAAGGUUCCUAGCUUGGAGGAAGAUUAUGGGCAGGAAGCUGCAGUGCAUCUGAGUGAGUACACAUUAAAUGGCCCAAAAGAGUUCAGGGCCAUAAUUGAGGAAAGAGAUACUUCUGGAGGCAAAGUGAAAGGGCAGGGAACUGGGACAAUUCUUGCAGUUACUUUGAUUGAUGCAGAAACUACUUCCAGUUUAAAUGCUGCUAUGCUGAAGGAUGGGCUUGCUCGAAUGGAGAAGAGGAGGAAGUGGGAGCCCAAGGAAAGGCAAUCUGCGCUCGAUGAGUUGGAUAAGAGUCAGGAAGAAGCACGGAGUAAGAGGCUAGGGAUGUGGGAAUAUGGGGACGUUGAAUCAGAUGACGAGGACGCUGCCCCACUGGCUAGAAAGGCCGGUGGCGGGAAGCGAUGAACUGAUAUGCUAUCGUUCCCACCCGCUUAAUUUAGGUCCGAUAUAAGUAUCUGGCGGCCUGACAAAAGGUGAAAAAAAAAAGACUUCUCUAGAAAAGACGUUGCAGCUUAAAGUAACUUCUUAAGUUAGUUUUGUUUUGGCUUCAUAUAUUUCCUCUUCUCUUUUUUUUUUUUUUUUUUACCUUCAUUUUCCUGUUAAAUUUAGAAGAUCUUCUCCGGAUUUGAGGCGACAAUUUUUGUUUUUUUAUUUAGUUUUUCAUUUUUGUUUUUUGGGAAUAUGUUUAUUUAUACAAUUGUUUAAUAAGGUAAACAUGAGCAUGUCUGCCCAGGGUAGCAGCGAAGUGACAAAAGGGAUUAUUCGGUUCGUAUUUGUUUUGUAGGUCUAUUUUUCUCUUUCAUCUUCGAAGUGUAAUGUAAUCCUAAAAUCAUGUUCUUCGCUUUGGGUAUCAGAGGAGCUCUUUGUCGAGGGCAUCUACCAGCUUCUUACCAUGUAUUAA